AAACUUCAGCCCUAAUUGUCCUGGGAAUGGCCAAGCUGAUGUUUGAGCCAGCAUGUCGCGGAGGAAGCAAGCGAAGCCUCAACAUUUCCAAUCCGACCCCGAAGUGGCCUCGCUCCCCCGGCGAGAUGGACACACAGAGAAGGGACAGCCGAACCGUGGCACCAAGAGCAAGGACGCCCACGUCUGUGGUCGGUGCUGCGCCGAGUUCUUCGAGUUAUCUGAUCUUCUGCUCCACAAGAAGAGCUGUACUAAAAACCAACUAGUUCUCAUCGUCAAUGAGAGUCCGGCCUCCCCACGCGAGACCUUCUCCCCCAGCCCCCCUCCCGAGAACCCCGGCGACCAGACGCGGGACACGGCGAACAAGACAGACCGAGUAGAGUGCGGCGAGCUUCCGGAACACCACGGGCUCCACGACGGGGACGAGCCCAUGGAGGUGGCGGCCCCGGGGGCCGGCAAGGGCGGCGGUGGCGGCGGCGGCCUGGGUGGCGGCCACGCCGGUGGCCCCCCCAGCUGCACCGGCGGCUCCUCCACAGGUACCUCAGCGAUCACAACCUCUCUACCUCAACUCGGGGACCUGACGACACUGGGCAACUUCUCCGUGAUCAACAGCAACGUCAUCAUCGAGAACCUGCAGAGCACCAAGGUGGCGGUGGCCCAGUUCUCCCAGGAAGCGAGGUGCGGCGGGGCCUCGGGCGGCAAGCUGGCCGUCCCGGCGCUCAUGGAGCAGCUCUUGGCGCUGCAGCAGCAGCAGAUCCACCAGCUGCAGCUGAUCGAACAGAUUCGUCACCAAAUAUUGCUGUUGGCCUCUCAGAACGCAGACUUGCCAACAUCUUCGAGUCCUUCUCAAGGUACUUUACGAACAUCUGCCAACCCCUUGUCCACACUAAGUUCCCAUUUAUCUCAGCAGCUGGCAGCUGCAGCUGGAUUAGCACAGAGCCUGGCCAGCCAGUCUGCCAGCAUUGGCGGCGUGAAACAGUUACCCCCGGUCCAGCUACCUCAGAGCAGCUCUGGCAGCGCCGUCCUCCCAUCCCACGGCGGCUCUUCCCCCAGCGUCAACAUCUUGGCGACGGCAGUCACCACCCCGUCCUCGGAAAAAGCGGCUUCGAGCGCUGGCGCCCCCCACGCCAGCAGCCCGGUGGUCUCGGCAUCCUCUUCACCAGCUUUCGCAAUAAGCAGCUUAUUGAGUCCUGCGUCUAAUCCACUUCUACCUCAGCCGGCCCCUGCUAACUCCGUGUUCCCCAGCCCUCUGCCCAGCGUCGGAACAACCGCGGAGGAUUUAAACCCCGUGUCUGCCUUGGUCCAGCAAAGAAAAAGCAAGCCACCAAAUGUCACCGCCUUCGAAGCGAAAAGCGCUUCCGACGAGGCGUUCUUCAAACACAAGUGCAGGUUCUGCGCGAAGGUCUUCGGGAGCGACAGUGCCUUGCAGAUCCACCUGCGCUCCCACACGGGCGAGAGGCCGUUCAAGUGCAACAUCUGCGGCAACAGGUUCUCCACCAAGGGCAACCUCAAAGUCCACUUUCAGCGCCACAAAGAGAAGUACCCUCACAUCCAGAUGAACCCUUACCCCGUGCCUGAGCAUCUGGACAACAUCCCCACCAGUACCGGCAUCCCCUACGGCAUGUCCAUCCCCCCGGAGAAGCCAGUCACCAGCUGGCUGGACACCAAGCCGGUCCUGCCCACGCUCACCACCUCGGUGGGCCUGCCGCUGCCCCCGACCCUCCCGAGCCUCGCCUCCUUCAUCAAGACCGAAGAGCCAGCCCCCAUCCCCAUCGGCCACGGCACCGCCAGCCCCCCGGGCUCUGUCAAAAGUGACUCUGGGGCCCCAGACCCCGCCACACGAAACCUGGGUGGGCUCUCAGAGGAAGCGGAAGGGUCCGCCGUGCCACCCUCUGGUGGCAAAAGCGAAGAGAGCGGCGUGGUCACCAGCUCGGCCACGGCAACGGGCAGCGGCACCCUGAGCUCCCCGGCGGCGGCGGCGGCGGUGGACGGCGGCCCCACCAGCGCCGCCGCGUUCACCAACCCCUUGCUGCCGCUCAUGUCCGAGCAGUUCAAGGCGAAGUUUCCUUUCGGGGGACUGUUGGACUCAGCAGCCCAGGCUUCGGAGACGUCCAAGCUGCAGCAGCUGGUGGAGAACAUCGACAAGAAGGCCACCGACCCCAACGAGUGCAUCAUCUGCCACCGGGUCCUCAGCUGCCAGAGCGCCCUGAAGAUGCACUACCGGACACACACCGGGGAGAGGCCCUUCAAGUGCAAGAUCUGCGGCCGGGCUUUCACCACGAAAGGGAACCUGAAGACCCACUACAGCGUCCACCGCGCCAUGCCCCCGCUGCGGGUGCAGCACUCCUGCCCCAUCUGCCAGAAGAAGUUCACCAACGCCGUGGUGCUACAGCAGCACAUCCGCAUGCACAUGGGCGGCCAGAUCCCCAACACCCCCGUCCCCGACGGCUACCCCGAGUCCAUGGAGUCGGACACGGGCUCCUUCGACGAGAAGAACUUCGACGACUUAGACAACUUCUCCGACGAAAACAUGGAGGACUGUCCCGAGGGCAGCAUCCCCGACACGCCCAGGUCGGCGGACGCGUCCCAGGACAGCCUGUCUUCCUCGCCGUUGCCCCUGGAGAUGUCCAGCAUCGCCGCCUUGGAGAAUCAGAUGAAGAUGAUCAACGCCGGCCUGGCGGAGCAGCUGCAGGCCAGCCUGAAGUCGGUGGAGAACGGGUCCGUGGAAGGGGACGUCCUGACCAACGACUCGUCCUCCGUGGGGGGCGACGUGGAGAGCCAGAGCGCCGGCAGCCCGACCAUGUCCGAGUCCACCUCUUCCAUGCAGGCCCUGUCCCCUUCCAACAGCACCCAGGAAUCCCACAAGUCGCCCGGCGUGGAGGAGAAGCCGCCGAGGGCGGUCCCCGGCGAGUUCGCCAACGGUCUGUCCCCCACCCCGGUGAACGGCGGGGCCUUGGAUUUGACAUCGAGCCACCCAGAGAAGAUCAUCAAAGAAGAUGCUCUGGGGAUCCUCUUCCCUUUCAGAGACCGGGGUAAAUUUAAAAACACUGCUUGCGACAUUUGCGGCAAAACCUUUGCUUGUCAGAGUGCCUUGGACAUCCACUACAGAAGUCAUACCAAAGAGAGACCGUUUAUUUGCACAGUCUGCAACCGCGGCUUUUCCACCAAGGGUAAUUUGAAGCAGCACAUGUUGACACAUCAGAUGCGAGACCUCCCGUCCCAGCUCUUCGAGCCCAGUUCCAACCUCGGCCCCAAUCAGAACUCGGCGGUGAUCCCCGCCAACUCCCUGUCAUCUCUCAUCAAAACAGAGGUCAACGGCUUCGUGCACGUGACCCCUCAGGACAGCAAGGACGCCCCCGCGGCCAGUCACGUGCCCCCGGGGCCGCUGUCGUCCUCCACCACGUCCCCGGUUCUGCUGCCGGCCCUGCCCAGGAGAACGCCCAAACAGCACUACUGCAACACGUGCGGCAAAACCUUCUCCUCGUCCAGUGCCCUGCAGAUCCACGAGAGAACUCACACUGGAGAGAAGCCCUUUGCUUGUACUAUUUGUGGAAGAGCUUUCACCACAAAAGGCAAUCUCAAGGUGCACAUGGGCACACACAUGUGGAACAGCACCCCCGCGCGCCGGGGCCGGCGGCUCUCCGUGGACGGCCCCAUGACGUUUCUGGGAGGCAACCCCGUCAAGUUCCCGGAGCUGUUCCAGAAGGACCUGGCGGCCCGGUCCGGGAGCGGAGAUCCGUCCGGUUUCUGGAACCAGUACGCCGCGGCGCUCUCCAACGGGCUGGCCAUGAAGGCCAACGAGAUCUCCGUCAUCCAGAACGGGGGCCUCCCCCCGGUGCCCGGGAGCCUGGGCAGCGGGAGCAGCUCGCCCCUGAGCGGGCUGACGGGCAACCUGGAGAAGCUCCCCAGCUCGGAGCCCAGCGCCCCGCUGGCCGGCCUGGAGAAGAUGGCAGGCAGCGAGAACGCCACCAGCUUCCGGUUCACCCGCUUCGUGGAGGACAGCAAGGAGAUCGUCACAAGUUAAAGCGACUCUUCCCAGAGAAGGAGCGUCCCUGUCCGGACCCAGGCCCUCAGUUGCCUCCCCCUCCUCGGCCCCACACCCCCUCCCUACCUUCUGGUUGCCCCCCACCCCCGGAUCACCGACCAACCACAUCACGAAGACAUUCUUUUUGUACCUUGUUCAACUUCUAGAGUUCUAAGAAAGCUUAUUUAUUAGUGGUAUAACCCUUGCUUUGCAAACCGAAUGCAAGCGUUAACUUUGGUCUUCUGUAUUUGGGACUAAAUACUAAUGGACUAGGAGUGCGUAAACUUGCUGUAACAUUUAUGGCAAUCACAAGUUGCCCUGCUAGGCGGUCUUAAUCGGCAUUAACUUAUUUUCUAUAUCCAGUUUAAUAUGAAUCUGGUGUUGAUGCAAUGCCUCCGUGAUAUAUUAGAUCUCUAAUAAAGUCUGUAUAUAAACGUACACUUUGAUCCUGCUGGAACGUUUUCUCAGCAAACACAUGGUCUGAUCUUUCGAAACAGAAUUAAGGAAAAGGACUAAAAAAGUACAGACUGAUUGAGUGUGGUUCUUUGAAAGGUUUGGGUUUUUUUGUUUUGUUUUGUUUUGUUUUGUUUUUUGUUUUGUUUUUUAAUUCUAAAACUCAACCUGCGCUUUUUUUUUUGUAGAUUUAACCAUUUCCGUUCCGAACUGCUAUUUGUAUUGUGCUUUCUACUUGAGUCGUCCUCAAUGUCCAUAGGUUUCUGUACAGUAAUAAGCACGCAGAACUCUUUAGAGAAAAUACAAGUGUUGUUUUGGUAGUGGAAACUGAGACGUAACAUUUUGCCUUGUAGGUAUAUUCGCAAUAGCAAACGUGUGCUGGAAUUUCACAGUGCUGCUACGUAUAGCAUCUUGAACAACCUUCAGUGAGGAAACGGUAGAUGCUCUCGUAUACAUAGUCAGAAAUAUCACGUUCAUCAAAAUGUACAUAUGUUCCUUCCAAGAGCAAAUGCUUCUUGAUCAAGAGAGCAGGUAUAGCGUUGGUUUAUUUUGUAUUAGGUAUGGAAGAAGAAAAAAAAAUUGGACUGUUACAUGCACUUUCUUGGAAAGUUGAAAGGAAAGCUGGGGGGGUCAAAUUUCUUUAACAUUUAAUACUUACUAACAACAGAGAUACUGUAAUUUUACUCAAGUAAUCAAAUACAUUUUUUUUUGCA
Molecule: messenger RNA, 5187 nt
Organism: Phyllostomus hastatus (greater spear-nosed bat)
Lineage: Eukaryota; Metazoa; Chordata; Mammalia; Chiroptera; Phyllostomidae
Gene: SALL1
Product: spalt like transcription factor 1
Exons: 4
Coding region: 53-4021 (1322 amino acids)
Biological process (GO): regulation of transcription by RNA polymerase II
Cellular component (GO): nucleus
Molecular function (GO): DNA-binding transcription factor activity, RNA polymerase II-specific; RNA polymerase II cis-regulatory region sequence-specific DNA binding
Source: RefSeq, a predicted model, not a curated record